Molecule: messenger RNA, 7778 nt
Organism: Nerophis ophidion (straightnose pipefish)
Lineage: Eukaryota; Metazoa; Chordata; Actinopteri; Syngnathiformes; Syngnathidae
Product: monoacylglycerol lipase ABHD2
Exons: 11
Coding region: 297-1592 (431 amino acids)
Biological process (GO): sperm capacitation; acylglycerol catabolic process; medium-chain fatty acid biosynthetic process
Cellular component (GO): sperm plasma membrane; sperm flagellum
Molecular function (GO): monoacylglycerol lipase activity; acetylesterase activity
Source: RefSeq, a predicted model, not a curated record
AGUGGAGUCGAGCUGUCAGUGUGGCGGCUACAUAUCUGCUGCGUGCUGUGUCUGUAAGCUUCCAUGCCGAACGAGGGCGGCGUACAUAGCAGACAGGAAUGGCUGAACAGUGCAAACGGAACGAACCAAAGGUUUAUCACGGGUAUAAAUAAAGCUUGGACGUUCACCGGCAAUUAGUGGCCCGCUAUCAUAUUUAUCGGCUGGGGUCUGACCACAUCACUGUGACUUCACUGAUCUCAUUGUCCCACUUUUGGAGGAAAAUUGUUCAUUACAACCACCUUUAAUACAAAGCAAUCAUGAGCGCCCACGACUCAGAUGUACACACCAUCUCUCCGGAGCUGCCCGCAAUGUUUGAUGGCAUGAAGUUGGCAGCCGUGGCGACUGUGCUAUACGUCAUUGUACGUUGCCUAAACCUCAAGAGCCCCACCGCGCCCCCUGACCUCACCUAUCAGGACACGCCCCUCAACCACUUUCUAUUGAAGUCCUGCUCUCAGCUGACCAAAGAGUACAUUCCUCCCUUACUAUGGGGCAAGAGCGGUCACCUCCAAACAGCCUUGUAUGGAAAACUGGGUCGAGUGAGCGCACCUCAUCCCAGUGGGAUCAGGAAGUACUUACCUAUGCAGGAUGGGGCAACCGCGACCUUUGACCUCUUUGAGCCAGUGGGGGACCAUCGAACAGGAGAUGACAUCACCAUGGUGAUAUGCCCUGGUAUUGGUAACCACAGUGAGAAGCAUUAUAUCCGAACCUUUGUGGAUUACGCCCAGAAGGACGGCUAUCGUUGCGCUGUCCUUAACCACCUCGGAGCUCUACCCAACAUUGAGCUUACCUCGCCACGCAUGUUUACUUAUGGGUGCACAUGGGAGUUUGCCGCCAUGGUCGGCUACAUUAAGCGGGCUUAUCCUCAGACCCAGCUCAUAGUGGUGGGUUUCAGUCUGGGGGGAAACAUUGUUUGUAAGUUCCUGGGUGAGAACAUGUCAAACCAAGAGAGAGUCCUGUGCUGUGUCAGCGUCUGUCAAGGUUACAGUGCUUUCAGUGCUCAGGAAACAUUCCUGCAGUGGGAUCAGUGCCGGCGCUUCUAUAACUUUCUCAUGGCUGAUAACAUGAAGAAAAUAAUCCUCUCGCACAGGCACAGUCUAUUUGGAGGAAACUCCGCGAAAAUAAUGGAUGCAGAUCUUAGUCGGCUAUACACAGCAACAUCCCUCAUGCAGAUUGACGACAACAUCAUGAGAAAAUUCCAUGGUCACAGCUCCCUCAAAGAGUAUUAUGAGAAGGAAAGCUGUGUCCAUUAUAUUCACAAUGUAAACGUACCGCUGCUGCUUGUAAACUCUGCAGAUGACCCUCUGGUUCAUGACUCUCUGCUCAAGAUCCCCCGCACACUAGCAGAGAAAAAGCCAAACGUGAUCUUUGCCUUGACGCUGCACGGCGGACACCUGGGCUUCUUCAAGGGUGCCGUGCUCUUCCCCAAGCCCCUCACCUGGAUGGACAAAGUUAUCGUGGGCUACGCCAAUGCCAUAUGCCAGUGGGAGAAGCAGAAACCGCCGUGCCAAAGUGACCCCCUGAGUGAGACUUCCUGCACACAGGAAAAAGCCUGAAACCGUUUUUUGUCGCUCACUCUCUCCCCCGUCACCCCAAAACACACAAGACACCCAGCACUGAGGAGACAUCUGGAAGUGCUCGCCACCUCUCUUCUGCCUUCUUCUUUGGUGCUGCUCACUGCUGCAGACCUUGUCUCCAUGUCUUCAGCACAGCCUUUGUCUCUUCUCUGUUAGGAAGACCACAGAGUAGAGUUCAGACAGUUUCUUGACGAAUGAAGGCAAUAUGAUAACAGGUGGAGAUGACCUUGUCGCUUGACCACAAAAGUGAGCACAAACACAAAGUGAGUAAUAAACACAUUGUUCCCUUUACUGCUCAUUGAUCAUCACCAAAAUAUUAGGUCUUGAGUGCAGUCUGAACCAAACCUUGUUGGUUAAUUCCAAAUAUGGUGGCCAUGUCUGAGUUAAAAGACCUGGGACAGAGACAUGUUUGGUACGCCUUCUCCAUGUUCUCUGAUCUGCCAUAGAAUAUAGAAAUUGUACUGUACAAACUAAAUACAGUUGACCCAGUUCAUGUCGACAACCCGUCUAAGUCAACUCAUCACGUUCUGCUCCACAGAGUUCUUAUUCUAAAAAAGGGCUUUUGUCGACAUGACAUUCAAAACCCAUAAGUGGUAUUUUCUAUGAACAAUCAGUCUGUUAUUAGCAGCGCUGUCAAACUCAAUUUACAUUGGGGCCUCUGGAGGUAAAGUCUGGGUGAGGCCGGGCCGCACAAAGUUGUCACUCCAGAAUCACGUUUUAACCACCUGACUAAAUUUGUUAAGCUUGCUUAACGCAAGUUGCUCUUUGUAUUGCACCGUUAUUGUAGUUUGUGUCUACUGGGAUUCAAAUUGCCAUAAUAUAUUUAACAAGUAGCCACCCAGAGUGCACGGGCUGCAAUUACAUUGAACUAUGAAGUCGAGGGCUACAAAAUAUAGACCUUCGGAAAGCAAAAGGACCCCUGGUUCAUGGUGUAAUAUUGUUAGCUUUGUCAAUAGCGCUUGCGCGAUUUAUCCAAAAUCAGGUUAGACACCGCAACCGGAAAGAAACUGCCACUUACACUCAAAGCUUAGGCAUCGGACUAAAGCGCCUUGCUUUUUUCGCGGUAUACUUCCUCACUGUUCUUUCAUCUGCUUUUUUUUUUUUUUUCCCAAAAUGCACACUUUGGCACACAAAGUAAAAUAAAUGUCAAAAACUAAAUUAUUUUCUACCCACCCUCUUUACGUCUCCGGUGAAAGUCACAAAUAAAUGUGCGAACAAUCAAUAGCCAAUUUCGGUUACGUCGAUAACCGUUUAUAUCAAACCAAUCCAAUAGGGGCUGCUGUCCUAGGGAUGUAACGAUAAAUUGCAUUAAGGACAAAAAAAACUAUUGACAGUUAGCAUUGCUGUUAUAAACUAAAAUGAUUGAAUAACCGUGGUUGAUAACUGCACUUUGAUAAACUCACGGACUGACUGGCGACAGCCUGCUAGCUUAAAUGCUAACAUAAAAGCAAGAGACAUUAACGCCUUUCCCCAUUAAGAAACGACAUACCUCAAUCUAAACUUACAUAAACACAUUGCUGUCUGAGUGACAACGCUAUUCAAUUGUGCAAAUUGAGCCUACAAGCUGUCUUUUUUUAUUUUUUUAUUUUUUUUUUUUUUUAGAACAGAGUGAUCGAUAUAUGCUCAGAGGAAUAUGACACACAGGUGUGUUCAAGGACUGCUGAACAGAGUAGGACACCACAACGCCCGCCCGAAACUCAAGACAUGCAAAAUAAUGGGCUUUUAAACAGUGCGUUUAUUUAUUUUAGUUAUGUGGGAAAAAAUCUAAAGAUUUCAGUAAGUAUAAAAGAACUUUUUGAACUAAUCCGACAUGCUGAGAUAGUAAUAACCCCAAUAAUUCUGGUCACAAUAACCGUGAUAUGAAGUUUCCGUAUCGUUACAUCCCUACACUACGUGUAGAUUCAGCUUGGCAUGACUGUACGGUUGAAGAAGAAAGAAGAAUUGGGAGGGCACUUGUUCCAUCCAUGCACAUUCCCAAAGUCACAUUCUAUCACUCUGUUGCAGCGCACUUUAAACCCUCCUGACUAGCCCCCCCCCCUCACCCAAUCAGCUGAUCUUCAUGUUUUUGCUUUCCCUGCAAGUGAGAGGACAAGAUUGGAUGUAUGUUAAGGUACCUCUAAUGCUCCCCGUGUUGUCUCUUGUCGGUUUCAUGCCACCCUCUUUCUCUUCUGGUUUCCUGUGACCAGCUGCAGCAUCAGUUGCGACAUAAUCCUACUGCCAGUGCUCAGAGGCCAGCGCUCAGUCACCUCAAUGUUAACAUUAUUGCCAUCAAAAUCCACAAAGUUUGCAUCAAAGAAGAUUCACCGAUAAUUCAUAAGUUGUUGAGUCCCCCUAUUUAUGUCUCUAAUGGGUGUGUCACAACAGGGCUGUUGGUGGUGUCUGGUAUAGGUUGUAAACAACUGAUCUGCGUAAAAGAAAGCAAAAUAAGUGGCCACUCUUCCCGUUUAAUGAGACAAUUAGGUGAUAGAUAGAUAGUACUUUAUUGAUUCCUUCAGGAGAGUUCCCUCAGGAAAUUUAAAAUUCCAGCAGCAGUGUACAGAAUUGAGAUCAAAUUAAAAAAGUAAAUUAUGGGGGUAUAAAUGGAAACAAAAUAGAAAAAUAUUACAAUAAGAAUAAAAAGCAACAAUGAGAAUAAAAAUAUAACAGUAAAAUAAGAAUAUAACAAGAGAAACUAGGCAGUGUUAUUGUUUUGCAUCACCCGUCAUCCUAGUACCUCCCCGCUCCCUCCCCAGAGAAGAGUUGUACAGUCUAAUAGCGUGUGGGACAAAGGAGUUUUUGAGUCUAUUAGUCCUGCACUUGGGAUGAAGCAGUCUAGCACUGAACAGGCUCCUCUGGCUACUGAUAUCAUUAUGCAGAGGGUGACUGGCAUCAUCCAGGAUGCUCACCAGUGUUUCCUCAGUUGAUGGCACAAUUAAGGAGUGCAUGUUGUCUACAAUUGAAAGACCAAUCAAGUAACCUUUAUGCAAACCAGGGCCGGCCCGUGGCAUAAACACUGUAAGCGGUUGCACACCGGUUAGUUGUAAAGAUUAAAAAAAACAAAUUGUCAUUUGAUUCUGUCAGUUAUAAAGAUGUCAUAAAAAAUCAAAUACAAUAAAUUUUGCUGUAGCAUUAAAAUUAUAAAUUUGUUCGAAUUAAAUUAGUAAUGUAUAACACAACCCCUACACCCACUUGUGAAAAUUCGAAAUGGUUCAUUCCUUCUGGUAGAUGCAAACCUAGCAUGAAACACAGACGUCAUAAUACCAUCAAAUCUCACACUUACCUGUAUGCAUUCACACAAUGUACUGAAAACAUUUGUGAACCAGAGUGAGGUCAUUUAAAAAAAAAGGAAAGAAUAAAUUUGUGGCAGCAUCGGACUGAGUUAUGUUUAGGUUUGAUUAUUGCAUUUAAGUAGCACAUAACUGUGGUGCGUUCAAGGGACCUUGAUUAAAGUGUGCCAGCAGUUUUUUGAAAAUAGGGUAGGCUUAACCCCCAGUAGAUGCACUGAUAAUUAUAAGAGGUGGGAAUCUUUGGCCACUUCAUGAUUCGAUUCCGAUUCUUCAGGGCACAAUUUGAUUUGGAAUCAAUUCCCAAUUCAACACGGUUCUUGUAAUAUAUAUAAAUUAGAAUAAAACUAAAAAAUGUAUUUUCAAAAAUUUCCAAAGCAGUGCAUAUAUAUGCAAGUACUGUAUACUUUUUAAAUACAAUAAAAAAAGGGAAGCCAACAAUUAAUUAAAAGCAACAGUAUUAAUUAUAAUAAUAUCAGUAAUAGUUUUUUUUUGUUUUUGAUCCAGAAAAUUAUUCUUCAAAAAAAAUUGUACGUUUUGUAUGAUUUUUUUUUUUUUAAAUCUGUUCUCAAAAAUUAUGAAUUAAAUGGAAUAAAUAGAACUUGUUGAUAAAUAAUUAUUAGCCUCUUAUGAGUCAGACAACAUUUUAUUAAAGUUUUUUCCAUGCAAGAUCUUGGAGACAUUAUCUUCCGCGUGCAAAAACCCUAUUACAUUUUUUUUUUUUUUUUUUACAUUUGUUUUAACCAAAUUAAGUAAAUAAUUCAUUCUUCAGAUUAUAUGCACAUACUGAGUGUAUGUGAGGCUUAGGGUGUCUUUAGUAGGUUUUUAAUAAUACAUGUUUUUGUAAAAGACCAAAAUGGGACCAUACAUAGCCCUGAUACAAAAAACAUAGGAUGACAGUUUUUCCACGCCCAGAGUCAGUCGUAUAUGUCUCUAAAAGAAGGGAAUUUACUUUUGUCGACAAAACUGUCCGACCUCUGGAUAGGGAAGACGUGAGAUCUCUGUCGAACUAGAAAGGUCCUCUUAACAAACGUGUUGUUUGCUUACCACCGUGUCUUGACUUCUCGCCCAACCCAAACAUUGUCUCCUUCCACUGAGUUUUUUUCCCCACUAUGGAAAAACAACCCUAUUGUGACACACCCAUCAGGGACAUAAGUAGGGAGACUCCACACCCUUAAAAUGUAGAACUGAUGACACCUUUUCUAAUGAGAGGACACAGUUUUUUUUAAUCAAAGCUCUAAAAUGCAGCCUUGCAUUGGAAAGCACAUAUUCUUAUAUUUCAUAUUCAAUGAUGUCAGCUGUGAGGUAUGUGAGUUGGAGGGACAGGUUACUUAACGCUUAACCAAAUGUUUUUGUGUGUGUGUGCGCAUUGUUUGAACAAUACUGCUGAUUGCUGUGUUAUGUUGUUAGCCAGUGAUUGAUGUAAGGGAAGGGAUUUUUAUUUUUAUUAAUUUUUUAUUUUUUUUGCCUUUGUGACUGUGAGUCUCAACUUUUGGAUAAAAGUGAUAAAAGGUAUCAAUAUAGUUAUAGUUUAUUUUCUCGUGAACACUGUGAUGGGAUGGAUGCUUUGAGAUGAUGUAAUGCAAGCAAGGAAAGUACUGUGCAUAUUUACACGUGUUGUGCACAACCUGCCCUGCGACCCCAAAGGGGACAAGCGGUAAAAAAAAAUGGAUGGUGUACAACCUGCUUACAAUGACAUGUGGAGAGGAGCACAGCAACAUUAAAUACAUGUUUUUUUUUCUUUUAAAAUGUAAUUUAUUCCAUCGCCGUUCCAUCGCCGGUUAGAUUAUAGUUUUAUUUUUUUCUUUUACAGUCAAGAUAGAACCUUGACUUUUCAUCUGUCUGAGAUGAUAUCAAGUAUGUUGUGGUACAAACGUCAGUGUAAUAAAUAUCUUGAGGGCACAACCGUACUAAUAUUUGAAAGAAAGUUUGGUUCUGUUCUCAAAAGAAAACAUUUGUCUUCUAGUGAUAAUGAAAAGCACUUACAACACAAAAAAGGAUUCCAUUUCUCCUGGUUUUCUGUCUGUUUUACCUUCUAAUCCUGACUCAGUAGAAAGAUGGCAUUUUUCUGGAUCUUUACGCUACAUCCUAGCAGUGGUUUUCCAUAGUUUUUUGUAUUUAUUUUUCUUUCAUUCAAGCAUUGUGCUUAAUUUCCUUAUAACAACUGAUUACAUGCUGUAUUUACAGUAGUUGUGUUUCUAGUCAUCAUGUAAUGACUGCUGCCAUCUAGUGGCAAAAAAAAACAACUCUGUGACUCUAUAUAAGAUUCCAAUUCAUCCCAAAAACUUUUAUUUUCCCAAGAAUCCUUUUCCUUUGCACUUCAUGCACAAAAACAUCUGUGAUUGUUUUGCCUCUUUGCCAAUGUUUUUUUUUUUUUUUUUUGUAAUUCUUGUAAAUGUGUUUGUGCACACAAUCUGCCAUAUCAUCAUUCUGAGUCAAAAACAAAAAUAGAUUGACUUAGUAUUUUUAAAUAAUAUUUAAGAGCCCAGGAAUGAUCAGAAGUAUACGAGUAUGAUUGUCAUGUAAAUGUCUCAUUACUUGACUUUGUGCUAGGGGAUCUGAAAUGUUGUGUAUUGUGUUGAUAAAAGAAAGUGUAAUUUCUCUGUACCCAGUGCUGUCAGAAUGAUGUUUUUGUACUGCACAAUUCAAUGUCUAUCACUAGAAAUACCUCUGAAAUUGGGAUGAGUCAUGUUCUGUAAGCCCUCUGUAACAAUAAUCCACUGAAAAAUAUAUAUAUUUAUUUUUUGGACCAUGAAGAGAUGUAAAGACGACAAAAAAGAGGUGCACAUACUAAGUUCUCGUUCUGAACACUGGGUAUUUUUGUUUUUGUUUCCAAAAGUUAUUAUAUAAGGAACUAUGGUUAUUAUAUUCUAGAAAUAAAUUUUGUUCAGAGGAAAAACAA